Molecule: messenger RNA, 3423 nt
Organism: Camelina sativa (false flax)
Lineage: Eukaryota; Viridiplantae; Streptophyta; Magnoliopsida; Brassicales; Brassicaceae
Product: disease resistance protein SUMM2-like
Molecular function (GO): ADP binding
Source: RefSeq, a predicted model, not a curated record
GUUUCUUUUAGAAAAUUAAGAUGCUUCUACUUAUGUUCUUUACCUGAGUUGAUUGAUUGCAUCUACAACUAUAGAAUGUAGACUUUAAAAAUAAUUAGCUGCAGAAAAUUGAUAAACAACCAUUUGGUUUUGGGUUUGGUUAUGAAAUUAAUUUAUAAAGUCAAACAUUACCCAUCUUGAUUCUCUUUGUAUUGAUCAGUUUCACCAAAUUAACCUUUAAAAUAUUUAAUAUAUAUUUUCUAUUGUUUAACAAAAUGAAAACGACAGAACCAUUCAUUAUAUCUGUGCAUGAAACUAGCACGACUUGGACAGUUGAACUCCCACGUGAAAAAACAAUUACCAAAAAAUCCAAGUGUGGGAAGUGGGAACUAUUAUAAUUCCCUUCUCUUAUUUAAUUUAAGUAUGGGAAUAUUAUGCUAGCUGUUUUCGAAAGAAAUUAUUAACAACUGAAUAUAUCCAACCGUGAUGACUUAAAGAAAAAGCUUCUUCGUUCCAUCUCUGUUUAUGUUCCUUGUGUACAACGGAUUUAGGGUGAAGAUCAUGUAAUAGAUAAUCAGAAAUAAUAUUACAAGAUGGGUGGUUGUUGUUCUAUCCAAAUAUCAUGCGAUAAAGUGUUGGACCGUGUCGGUAGCUGCUUUUGCGGCGAAGACAAUUACAUUUGUUAUCUCGAGAAGAAUUUGGAGUCUCUAGAGAGAGCCAUGGAAGAUCUCACUGCAACUCGAGACGAUGUGAUGCGCAGAGUGCAGGAGGCUGAGGGACGAGGUCAACAAAGGCUUCGAAGAGUCCAGCUGUGGCUCACAAGAGUUGAGAGCAUCGAAAAUCGUUUCAAUGGCCUAAAUAGUACAAGAACUGUUGAACUUCAAAGGUUGUGUUGUUGUGGUGUUUGUUCAAAAAGAUUAAGAUUGAGCUAUAGCUAUGGGAGAAGGAUAUUUGAGAUGUUGCAGGAUGUUGAAACUCGCAAAUCUGAUGGAGAUUUUCAAGAGGUUGCUCAAGCAACUUUUGUGGUAAGGCCUCAACCACCUACGAUUAUUGGUGGAAUGCUGGGCAGGGCGUGGAACCACCUCAUGGAUAUUGGAACUGGGAUUAUGGGUCUCUAUGGUAUGGGUGGAGUAGGAACAACCACCCUUCUCACACAGAUUAACAAUAGGUUCAACGACACAAAUUAUGGGGUUGACAUUGUGAUUUGGGUUGGGGUUUCUUGGAAUCUAGAAGUUGAGAAGAUUCAAAAUGAGAUCGCUGAGGAACUAGGUCUGAGUGGAGGGGAGUGGAACCAAAAAUCAAGAAGCCAAAAAGCCAUCAAUAUACACACUUUGAUGAGCGACAAGAAAUUUGUGUUGUUACUGGAUGACAUUUGGAGCAAAGUGGAUUUAGUAGAGAUUGGAGUACCAUUUCCUACAAGGAAAAAUGGAAGUAAAGUAGUAUUCACCACUCGUUCUAGAGAUGUGUGUGGGCGUAUGGGGGUUAAUGACCCAAUGGAAGUCAGUUGUCUGGAACCCGACGAAGCCUGGGAUCUGUUCAAAAUGAAAGUUGGAGAAAACACAUUGAAAGGCGAUCCGGAGAUUCUUAAACUCGCAAGAAAAGUUGCUGAGAAAUGCCAUGGCCUACCAUUAGCACUUACUGUCAUUGGCGAGAUCAUGGCAUGCAAAACGACGGUACAAGAAUGGCAUUAUGCAGUUGACACUUUGAAUUCAAAUGCUGCAAAAUUUUCUGGCAUGGAAGACCAGAUUCUUCCAAUUCUAAAGUCUAGCUAUGAUCAUUUAAACAUGGAGCAGGUGCAGUCAUGUUUCCUGUAUUGCUCUCUGUUUCCUGAAAAUUAUCGUAUGGAAAAAGAGAGGUUGAUAGACUAUUGGAAAUGUGAGGGAUUCAUAGAUGAAAAUGAAAGUAGAGAAAGAGAAUUAAGCCACGGUUAUGAGAUCAUUGGUAUCCUUGUCCGUGCAUGUUUGUUGUUGGAGGAAGGAAUUAAUAAAGAACAAGUGAAAAUGCAUGGUUUGGUUCGGGAUAUGGCUCUAUGGAUAGCAUCUGAUCUUGGGAGACAUAAAGAACAGUGUAUUGUGCAAGCCGGUGUUGAGUUACGUGAAGUACCCAAAGUCAAGAACUGGAAUUCUGUGAGAAGGAUGUCGCUGAUGGAAAAUGAGAUUGAAAUCAUAUCUGGCAGUCCCGAAUGCCCGGAACUUACAACUCUUUUCCUUCAGAGAAACUCCCAGUUGGUCAAUAUCUCAGGGGAAUUCUUCAGUUAUAUGCCUAAGCUUGUUGUUUUGGAUCUAUCGUGGAAUCAAAUACUUGAUAGAUUGCCAGAGGAAAUAUUAAGGUUGUACUCCUUACGUUUUCUUGACUUGUCACGGACAAAGAUAAAGCAACUGCCUGUUGGUUUUCAAGGGUUGACAAAGCUUAUACAUCUGAAUUUGGAAUGGACGUUGGAACUCGAGAGUAUUUCCGGGAUAUCAAAGUUGUGGAAUUUGAGGACAUUGAGACUGCAAAGGUCCAAAUUGUCCCCUGAUGUCAACUUGGUGAAAGAGCUGGAGCUCUUAGAACAUUUAGAAGUUCUAACCAUUGAAAUCAGCUCAAGUUUUGCUGCACGUCAACUGUUAAGCUCUCGCAGGUUGGUGGAAUGUACUAAGGAGGUCAAUUUUAAAAACUAUCAGGAACUUUUGACUUUGCCGACUAUGGGGAGUCUUAGUGGCAUCAGGAUAUUGAGUUGUGGAAUGAAGGAGAUAGAGAUAGAGAGGGCAACAUCAUCAUUGAACAAAAGUCCAGCAAGUCCAUGCUUCUUUAGCCUCUUCACUGUCUUAAUAAGUAACUGCAAUGGUUUAAAGGAUUUGACGUGGCUGUUACUCGCUCCUAACCUUACCAAUCUUGAGGUUUCUUUCUCAGAUCAACUAGAGGAUAUAAUAAGCGAGGAGAAAGCUUUGAGCAGUGUCACAGAUGAUGAGGCAAGUAGUAUCAUUCCUUUUGGAAAACUAGAAAAGCUACAGCUGUGGAAUUUACCUAACCUGAAGAGCAUCUACUGGAAUACUCUGCCUUUUCCAUGUUUGAGGGAAAUCGACAUAAACAAGUGUCCGAACUUGACAAAGCUUGCAUUGGAUUCACAAAGUGUCGAUAGGUUUGAAGAACUUGUCAUAAACUACAGAGAGGAAGAAUGGAUAGAAAAUGUUGAAUGGGAGGACGAAGCCACUAGGCUCCGUUUCUUACCGUCCUUCAAGUUGGUUAAAUAACCAACCAUUUCAUUGCAUCAUCCAAUCUAAACAAGUCUCCUAAAUGAUUGGUCUCCUUAUUCUUCACUAUUGGUCUUCAAGUUGCUCUGUCUUCGUUUCACCUUAUCAGUGUGUUUUUUAUUCACGUUUUUUUUUUUUUUUAAAUUAUUGCUUGAAUUCAGUCUCUGAAAAUUUAUUUAUUUGAAAAACUUUAUUGGUUUGAAUUAUUUGC